UGUUCCCAUUUGUUCACAUUAAAAACACGUCUGAAGAUCCUCAAGAAGAAGAAGACGCAAGAAACACCACAGCCACCUCUUCUCAAGGACAGGCUCGUCUUGUGGGAUGACCCAAUCACCAUCAUGAGGAGGAGUAACAUGACCGUCUUCCACAUGUGGCCUGGGGGGCCACACUUUAGGUCUGCCCUGGGGCCUUCUCCCGGCUGGGCAUGCCCGGAACACCUCACCAGGGAGGCGUCCGGGAGGCAUCCGGACUAGAUGCCCGAGCCACCUCAACUGGCUCCUCUCGAUGUGAAGGAGCAGCGGCUCUACUCUGUGCUCCUCCCGGAUGACCGAGCUCCUCUCCCUAUCUCUUAGAUCCACAAUCUGCAGGCCAUCUUUAUCCUGUCCUUCCAUCACUGAGUCCACCUGGUGAAGUACGCCAAACUGGAGGGACGUGCUCAUCAGGACAACUGCAGCCAGCUCAGGUCGUCAGAUCUGACACAAACAGUGAUGUUUUUUUUUACUUGUGUCCAUGUUUUAAUGUAUGUAUGUAUGUGUGUGUGUGUGUGUGUUGGCUCACAGAGCUUCGUCCUUGGUGAUGGCCCGUCCUGAUACCAGCCUCUCAGCCACUGCAGACACCGCCGGGUCAUAGUUCAAGCUGGCCGCCGCUAUGACCUCAUCGUUCCUGCACAAGGACGGAUAUUAAAGCAUCACGCCAGUCGCGAUGAGCAGCUGAUCGUAAUGCUGCACAGAGCCAUCGUCAAAUGUCACCGUCUUCUCGUUCGUGUCUACAGACAGCGCCUGUGCAGCCAGCGUCCGAUUCCAGACACACGGCCUGGACAAGCUCCUCUGAUGAGUCGUCUGGAUCAGAGUCUGCAAAGUCCUGACGGUCUGAAAACACACACACACACAAGUAGUAUCAAAUGACACUCCAUACAAGUUCUGACCCGGUUAACUCACGUGGUUGGUUGGCAGCCAUGUUUCUCACUGACAGUCUGACAGUCACACGUCAUUCAUCUCAUCAGCUCAGUGAUGGGAUGUCAGAUGGUGUCCAUGGCAACAUUUUUAUGUCUAACCUUCAGCCGCCUCCAGGCCUUCAAAGUGUGGACGGUUGGACUUAUGUAUUUUUAAAAAGUGUCUUCUGACGGAGCGAGUGAAGCGGUGAUGUCCGUGCUCACGUUGCGACUGUGUUGUUGUUCCAGGCGGAGGCGACCGGCUUUGUGUGGAAAAUGCUGACCAGGCUGCAAUCGCUGUGAAUGGAGCCAAACAAAGAACAACCUGCACGCUUUGGUACCAACUUUUAUUUAAGAUGCUCACCACCUGCAUGGAGGUGACUCUCAUGUCGUUUAAUAAAUGAAGCAACACUUCCAUGAAGGCAUUAUAAUGCAACACAGGCACACACAUCAAGUAGACUAGUAGCAGUAGUAAUACAUAGUAUUCAACAUAGGGAACACAGUUGUGUUGUAGUCCAGGAGUUCUGUCUUAGAGUGUCGUGAUCCCAAGAGAGAUAUACAGUAUAGAAACUGUAUUUACAUAAGUAUAGAGCAAAGCUACAGUACUGUAUAUCUCAAAUGGUGCACUACCGUACUUACACAUAAGUGCAUUCACAUUGACUACAGCAAAAUGCAAUGUACUGUCAGUACUCUGAUGUUACACUCAAAAUGGUACAGUGAUGGACACUUACCACCCUCAAUAGUUGCCAUGCUGGCGGCUGAUUAGCAAACCGUAGCAGUGGAAAUUAGUGGAAGAGGCUGUGUUUCAAAUGAGAUACUUCUACUAGGUACACUGUGUACUUAGUCCUUGAGGGCGUGAAUUUUGAACGUGUAGUGCUGUCCUAAAUCCAUUACUGUCACUGCACACUUACUGGAAAUCACAAUGUCCACUCGCUUUUUCUCCUUCCUCUUCUCUCCUUUUUUAAUGGCGAAUUGCAACAACUCGAUUGUCCAGCACUGCACACUCACUUCUCAGUGUCAGCGCAGAUAUUGUAUGCACUCAGAAGACUAGUGUAGUACGGAAGUGCACCAAUUGAGAGACAACUACAAGUAUAUUGUUCUCAGAAAGCCAAGCAACACCAGUAUGAACCACUAGUGAGAGGCAGCGUGGCUGCAGCCUCAGCACUGACGAAUGAUUUGUGAGUGAUUGAUGAUUGUUUUAGAUAAAUAACGAUGUCACGUUGUGAGUAUUGCUAGAUUUCUUUUGGUAAUGAUGACAUGGGUCGUGAUAGUUUUAUUUCAACAAAUAAUGACAUGUCAUGUUGUGAGUGGAGACAUUCAAGUUCAACUCAGUGAAUUCAAUCACUGGAUUGCACUUUGACCUUUUCACUUUGUGCUAGAGGUGGCAGCUGAACCUGCUCCAGCCUGGACUCUCGCUCGUAGUAAGAACACACCUUUAAAUGCUCUGACAUGGACGGAACGUCCCGGAAGCACCAAGUGUCCACGGGAGAGAAAGCUGUGCUGAAAUGCCACACCUGCAGACAAGGACAUGUUUGUGUGUAUACGUGGUGCAUUCGUACCCCCUCGCCCCCUGUCCACAAAGCUCAAAGACAUAAUCUGACAUGUUCCUCUCACCUUCUGCUCAGCCUUCCAACUGACCCUACCCUGAGGGCCGGACGUCCUCUGCCAGUGCAGCGUGACCAUCCCUCGGUUCGGCAGCAGAGAGGAGCACACCUGCCUCAUGAGACGGGACACCAUAGCCAGCUGGGACAGGGACAGGCUGUCCAAGAAGCUGGCCAUGUGACACAGGACUUCGUAUGGCAGCAAGCUCAAAUUGGGCCCGCAUGAGGCAUCGUAGGGAGAUGCAGCAGGUGGGAUGGUGGGACGCAGCUGGAAGCAGCCCAGAUCUUCCCUGAAGAAGGAGAAGAUCCACUUUUUAAAUGAUGGCCCCCUCUAGGACCACCUUGAUCUUCAUCAUCAAGUGCUUCAUCAGGUACAUGAAUCUCCUGAAAGGAUUCUGUCUUUGCUCAGUUUGGCGAAGAAGUUCUCACGUGAAGAAGACGCUUGCCUCCUGGCUAGAUGGUCUGAACCUUUUCUGGUUGAAGGUGCAGCCCAAAUACGCCAGCGGACAUCUCUGCUGGAACCAGCCAUUCACACACAUCUGGAUGUCACUGUGCACGUUCCUACAUCACACCAUAAGAACAUCAGUGUGCAAAUGAAAGUCUAACUAUCCUGGAAUUCAUUUGGAGACUCAGUCGUAAGUGAGGUCACGUCCAUGCAGUGACGACAAGGUAACCAACUUGUAAUGUGCAGCAUAGUCCCUCCUCUGGAAGGCGUGUCCACACAGCAAGGUGAAGGCGGAGCUAGCUUUGUGGUAGCGGCUGCUCACGCUCUCCACCUGCAGCUGGAGGUGGAGCUCUGCCGUCUUCUUGGCCGUCAGGUCUGCGAGCGACGCGUUCCUUCUGAAAGGAGCCGAAAGGAAGUUGUACGUCUGUGUGCCCUCAUCCUGGAGGAGACCAUCUGUGCACACCUUCUCUGCGAUCAGGUGACCUCGCUGCUCAUUCUCCAGUGAGCACAGCAGGGAUGCCUGAGGAGCACACUUGAUGAAGGACAGGCAAAAAGGAUUGAAUGAUGAGUGGGUGGCGUGCAGCCAGCAGGAGGUGCCAGCAUGCUCAUUGCACCUCCUGCUACAGCAGACGCUGCAGGGCACCAGUGGAGGCCGGCGUGUGCUGCCAGCUGGUCUCAUGCCGCCUGCACUGUGGGGCGCUCUUCCACCUGUGCAAAGAAGAGGGGCACCUGUUGCUGUGCCCCAACGUCAACGUGCCCUGCCUCAACGCAGCUUAUGGCUGCCCGGCCCAUCUCCGACGCUCCCAGCAGGCAACCCACCUGCAGGCGUGUCCUGCUAGUGUGGUGGUCUGCAGUGUGGAGUGGAACCGAUGGCCCGCUGAUCACACCGACCCGCAUUGCCCCCGAUGCCUGCAGGAGAACGUCCUGAAAGAGAACGAGGGCCAGGGGGAGGCCCUGGAUGUCGCCAUGGCGCUGGUGGAUCAGGAAGAUCUAUUUGCCCGACUGAAGAUGAAACCCCUGUUCCCUGAACUGAUGGACCCUCAAGAGCAGCAGGAGGAGAUACAGGUGGACGCCACAAGACAGAUGAUAGAUAGCCCAAACGUACAUGAAGGGUUCCUCACUGAAGAAGACCGCACUUGUGAGAACGUGGUCACCAUGGAGACAGAUGGGGGUGAAGCUGGGGGGUCUUUGGUGGUCAACAAGGAGAAAUUGAAGCUGAGUGAGAUGAUGUUCGGGAUGGACAAAGGCGGCUGUGCGCUGGCUGAGGCAAAGCAAAUCCAAUCAGAACCAAACUCUCGACCCCUCCAGAAAGACUUGGUAUGUAAAGUGGACGGUGGUCCAGAGGCAGGUGGAAAGAAAAUGAGUGUGGACAUAAAAGAAGACGCUGCUGGAGCAGGAACAUUCACACCCCCAGACACCAGUAAGACGGGCCUGGCACCGUGGCAGGACGGGGUUCUGGAACGUUUGGGCCAGGAGCUGAGCCCACAUGAGUACAACAUGUACGUGGUCCAUCACGGCCGCAUGCUAAUUGCAUUUGGACAAAUUGAGGCGUGCACGCCACGGGACAAGGACUUUGUCUACGGGAACCUGGAGCCCAUUCCCGUCCAGACCUUGCGCUCCUUCAAGGUUCCAGACAGCUACCACUACCGGCGUCGGGUCCAUCUGUAUGACACCGCCGCCCGAGCCCUCAGCGAGACUCGCAGCGUGGACACGUCUGAGCUCCAAGUCAGCGAGGAAGACUUCUUCAGCGAUGAAGCAGUUGACACUCUGCUGGGGUAUGCAGAGAAGGAGGUCAGAGGGCACAAGAUCAGUGAGUCCAAAGUAGCAGACGGGCUCUACGUGGACGAGGGAACACAAACAUACUUCUUCCGCUCAGCACCAUUUAAGCGUGACACCACCUUGGCGGAGGUAACAUCUGGCAGGCCGCUGAAACUCUACCUGAGGCUGCAGGACGAGAGCGUGAGUGGCCGACACAACCGAACCUGUUGCGUCUUCAACUUCCUGUGCGGCCACAGCUUUCUGCGCAGAGAGUUCUCCUCGCAUGUCAAGAAUGUCCACGCUGACAUUCAGUCAUGUCUGAGCGGGUGGUUCGAGCAGAGGUGCCCCCUGGCCUACUUGGGCUGCACCUACACUUGGAGGAGGUUCCGACCCGCCAACCAUGAUGCCUCAGUCACCUACAAUCGCCACCUGCGCAGUUUCAACUUGCGUCCCAUGGAUCAACCUUCAGCGCCAACUGCAGGCGAGGUGUCCUCUCUGAGCUCGCUGCCUUACGAGGUCCUGUGUCACAUGGCCAGCUUCCUUGACAGCCUGUCCCUGUCCCAGCUGGCUCUGGUGUCCCGCCUCAUGAGACAGGUGUGCUCCUCUCUGCUGCCGAGCCGAGGGAUGGUCACGCUACACUGGCAGAGGAAGUCCGGCCCCCGGGGAGGCGUCAGGUGGACAGCUGAGCCUGUUUGGGAGUUCAGUCGUCUCUUCUCCUCAGUGGACUCAUGGCGGAUGAUGAAUGAACCCCCAAUGUCUGCCCACCUUAAGGUCUGUCCUUUUUAUGAGACCACCCUGCCUGGUCAGCCUGUGCCUCUCCUCAGUCUGACUGAGGAACAUCUUGGUCUUCAGACACCCAGCCUGGUCAAACACUUCACAUCUCUACGUUCCUGAGAGACACGUACUGUUCCUUUAAAUGGCUUCCAAGCAGUAUUUAGUAUUGUGUGGUGGGUGUACUGCAUGGUCCUCCAUAUUUUCUGUUAUAGUAACGUAUAAACCAUUAAAGAAAUUUGUCCCU
Messenger RNA from Dunckerocampus dactyliophorus (ringed pipefish), 5757 nucleotides. RefSeq names its product F-box only protein 40-like. Gene Ontology annotation, molecular function: zinc ion binding; ubiquitin protein ligase activity; protein binding. The transcript is spliced from 13 exons. Gene Ontology annotation, cellular component: cytoplasm. Bases 3543 to 5633 code for a protein of 696 amino acids. Lineage: Eukaryota; Metazoa; Chordata; Actinopteri; Syngnathiformes; Syngnathidae. The record is from RefSeq and is a predicted model, not a curated record.